Anarrhichthys ocellatus (wolf-eel) is the source of this 3957-nucleotide messenger RNA. RefSeq names its product NCK interacting protein with SH3 domain (gene nckipsd). The transcript is spliced from 13 exons. The record is from RefSeq and is a predicted model, not a curated record. Gene Ontology annotation, biological process: endocytosis. NCBI's taxonomy places the organism in Eukaryota, Metazoa, Chordata, Actinopteri, Perciformes, Anarhichadidae. Gene Ontology annotation, molecular function: protein binding; Arp2/3 complex binding. Bases 178 to 2391 code for a protein of 737 amino acids.
AUGAUCCGAGGAGCUACAUUGUAAAUAGACAGCGACGAUCCACCGGGGACAUGCCUUCAUAGACUCUUUAAAUCCCCUCUAACUGCACACAUAUUCACCCCUCCGAGACUCCUUGUCUCCAUAACCGGUUCUCCAGCUGUUUCGGGUGAUUUCGGCGCGUGAAAGUCUCAUUAAAGUAUGUACCGGUCUAUAUACGCCUUCCGAUCCGUGGAGCCCAACUCGCUGCACUUCGCGGCCGGAGAAAGCUUCCUAAUCCUGGAGAGGAGCAACAAACACUGGUGGCUGGGGUCCCGCUGCAGCUCGGGGGAAACAGGCUACAUCCCAUCGUCAUACAUCGAAAAAAUACAGGCGCCAGAGCAGGAUGAGGUGUUGCAGUCGAUCGACAGAGCAAUCGAAGGGAUCCACAACGUGGCCCUAAAAAACGGAGGCAAAUACAAUCUGGAACAGAGAGAUGUUCUUCAAAAGUUGAUCCAUCACAGAAAAGAGACGCUCACACGACGAAGUUCCUCGUCCUCCGGUCUCAAACAAGGCCUCCCAUCCUCCAGCAGCGAAAUAUCUCUCAGUCAGACUCCUCCUCCGCCCAACGGCCUCAACCGGGACUACGGACGACAGGGGAGCGUGCCGUUGUCCGGAAGCGUGGACAACAUACAGGCAGAGCAGGGCUUUUAUCAGGUGCCUCCUCAACCUCGACGUGCGGCUCCGAUCACCCCACCUCCCCCUGAGAAACAGCGCAACGGCCGACGUCCAGCGGAGCCAGAAGUCCCCUCCAGAUUGUCCUCUCUUCCUCCGUCCCCUUCUCCCUCCCUCACAAUCAGCACCACCUCUCUAGAGUCUGGCUCCUCCCACUCACUGGUCUCCUCCGAUGUCAGCUUGCCAAGCGUUUCCAGCACCCCCCCUCCUCCUGUGCCAUCCCGUGUGAAGCCCACUGCGCCGCCUCCAGACGUGCUUCCCUCCGACUCUCCUCCUCAGCCAGCUCCUGCAAAGAAGAGCCCGGCUCCACAGCCUCCCCAUGUCACCCCACCUCCUUCCCAGCCCGCUAGGGAGGAGCAGCCGGAAACUGAAUGGCCUGUUGCCCCCCCUUCCAUAGCUGAAAGCCCUCCUGGCAGCCCCACAACUCCUGAGCCGGUUCCCAUGACUAUCGGGGCUGAGCUGAUCGAGCUGGUACGGAAGAACACGGGCUUGAGUUACGAGCUGUCGCGGGUCGCUGUAGGCGUGGUGGUCGGCCAUCUGCAGACGGCCUUGCCUCAAGCCUCCUCUGAUUUGGAGCAAGUUCUCCUCUCGCUGGUGAAGAGCAAGGAUGUGAGUGCAGCGCUGCCGCAGGGACAGGUGUGUCACGAUGAACAGAGGCUGGAGGUGAUCUUCAGCGACCUCGCCCGACACCGGGACGAUUCUCAGCAGCGUAGCUGGGCGCUUCAUGAAGACCUCGCUCUCAUCGCCUGCUACCUGGAGGAGCUGCUGAAGAUACUGACUGAUGCAGAUCCUGAGGUGUGUAGGAAGAUGUGUAAGGCCAACCACUACGAGAAUGUGCUGUCUCUGGUUUCAUAUUAUCAGAUGGAGCUUCGCGUGUCUUUGCGGCUGCUGCUGCUCAAAGUGUUCGGGGCGAUGUGCAGCAUGGAUGCUUCCCUCAUCUCCACCCUCCUCAACUCCAUCCUCCCAAUGGAGCUGGCCAGGGACCUACAGACUGACACACAAGAGCACCAGAAGAUGUGUUACACAGCAUUGGUACUCACUAUGAUCUUCUCAAUGGGUGAACAGGUGCCAUAUCAUCACUACGAACACUUGAAUGCUGACUUUGUUCAGUUCCUGCUGGGUGUGGUGGAGGACGGGCUUCCCUCUGAUCCCACAGAGCAGCUGCCUGACAUCUUCCUGAACCUCCUGCUGGCCUUCAACCUGCACCACACAGCACCCAGCAGCAAUGUGAUCAUGCAGGAGCUGAAGAAGAAAAAUGUCAAGAUCCUGUCAGAGAAAGUGGUGCUGCUUCUCAACAGAGGCGACGACCCGGUGUGUAUGUUCAAACACACCCCGCCUGCACCGCACUCAGUGCUCAAGUUUAUGCAGGAUGUUUUCGCCAACCGAGAGACCGCGGACAUCUUCUACCGCACUGACAUGAUGGUGAUGAUUGACAUUGCUGUUCGACAAAUAUCUGACCUUUCACCUGGAGACAAGCUGAGGAUGGAGUAUCUCUCCCUCAUGCACUCCAUAAUACGCUCGACGGACUACCUCGAGCACCAGCACCGCCUGUCUGACCUGCAGGGGGUGCUGCAGAGGAUUCUCAGGGAGGAGGAAGAUGCAGGAGAGGAUGAAGGGAGCGCUACAGCGAAACAGAUGGAUAAGCUAAUUGUACAGCAGAUCUACAAGGAGUUCCCACAGAUCAGUGAGAACCAGGACUAACCAUAUCAGUACCAUACACACACACACACUGUAGGCUGCUCCUGUCUACUGAAGGGAGGUAAAUGUUGAGAGACAAAGAGCUGACAAUUAAUGGGACGCUCUGUGUUCUGUGCCAGCCUGUGCUGAGAGAAGCUAAUCAGUUUUGCCAAUGUUUUCAUGGACUUGAAGUCCAGAGCUGCAGCAUGCAUGUGAUGUUGAUAUCAGAAAGAUGUUCCUGAUUUUCACAGCUUCUCCCAUCUCAAAUGAAUUUUAUUUGAAAAAGAAGUAGGAUUUUUUGUUUCUCUGGUGUUCUUCGAGACGGGGAAAAUAUGACGAAUGCACAAAAAACCCGUGAGGUUCAGUCACACUUGGAGAUUAAAAAUAGCCAAAAUAUCUGCCAAACACUGGAGCUGUUUCACAGUGAAUUCCUAGAAAUAAUUAUCUUAAAAUCAUACAAUAACUAACCGUAUUAUCAUACAGUAUUAGAAAUAAUAACAACAACCACAACGAAAUCUUAUUCUAACCAAAAUAUCUUUAACCAAAUUGAUUUUAGAAUCAAAUCAAACAUUUUGAAUAAAAAAACACAGAUUUGAAGUCAUGUUCCAGAUAAAAGUGCCAUUAUUUGAACUGUUGUGAGAAUACGUGAUGUGCUUCCCUUGUAGUGGGACCAAACUACUGUGUGUUACUGCAAGCAUUAUUUUCUUAAUAGAGUAUAAUACUCUUAAAACUGACUUCCUCUUUCAUUCACCUCUUUAUUCAUUAGAAUUUGAAUUAAUGUCAAAUAGAACCAGUUGAACAAGUUUACUAUUCUAGUGAGAGAAAAGCACACUGACUCACGUGUUAUCAAUACGAAGCUUUUAGCCGAGUAACUUGCUGCUACAGAUUGAGUCUUUCCUGUGGCUCCGUCUGGUACUUUUGUCUCUUUACUGCUUAUCAAACACUUUUGAUGAUCGCUCUGUCCUUACAUAUGCAAAGCUCCUCUAACAUACAAAGUUAUUGACCGUUACAGAUUAAUGUAUGUAUGUUGCAUUCGCAUUCAAACUAAUUGUGCUGCAAUAAGGAUUUAUAUAGCAACUUGCAAUAUAGCUAAAAUAUACCAAUAGUCUUGGCUGAUGUGAGCUGUGGCUUUCUGGAGGUAAUACUAACUGAAGCUAUUAUAAUCCAAGAUGAUACAUUAGUCAGUGUUGUUGCUUUCCAGUUAUUAUCCGAUGCCCCGACUGAAAAUCAAGACAAUGUUGUUAAAAUACAGGGCAUUUAUUUUAUCUCCUCGUAGUUUCAAUACUUUAAGCAACAUGUAACUUUCCUUGUUUCUUCCCGAUGAUGUAGUGAUUGAUGUUCUCCCAUCCUACACUUUAAUAUAUCUGUUUCUGUCCCGAGCAUGGCUAUCCCGUCUGGAGAUGGUAAAUGCAAUCCAGAAGUGAUAUCAGUUUUUAGUUAAUGUCCGAGUGUUCGUUCAUUGAUUAUUUGUGUGUCUGUUUACAGUGCGUGUGAGAGAGGUGAGGGUCCCUUCUUUCCAUGAUUAACAUCGUCUGCAAAAGUGCUACGACAGUGUUAUAAUAAAACUAAUAAAGCUAUAUUUUAACAGUG